AUGGAAUGGGAAAACCGAACUCAUCUGGAGGAAUUUUUUCUGAAGGGGCUUUCUGGUUACCCAAGCCUUGAGCAUCUCUUUUUUGUGCUCAUCUUAAUGAUGUAUGCAGUCAUCCUAGUGGGCAAUGGCACCCUUAUUAUACUCAGUAUUUUCGACUCUCACCUUCACACCCCUAUGUACUUUUUCUUGGGGAACCUGUCCUUCUUGGACAUCUGCUUUACUACCUCCUCUAUUCCCUUCGCCCUGGUAAGAUUUCUCUCAGAAAGAAAAACCAUUUCCUUCCUUGGUUGUGCAGUGCAGAUGUUUCUUGGCUUGGCCAUGGGAACAACAGAGUGUGUGCUCCUGGGCAUGAUGGCGUUUGACCGCUACGUGGCUAUCUGCAACCCUCUGAGGUACCCUCUCAUCAUGAGCAAGAGUUCCUGUGUGACCAUGGCAACCGGGUCCUGGUUUUCCGGGGUUGCCAACUCUGCAGUACAAACUGCAUUUGUGAUGCGGCUGCCUUUCUGUGGAAAUGUCAUCAAUCAUUUUCUCUGUGAAAUCCUGGCUGUCAUGAAGAUGGCUUGUACCGACAUCUCAGGCAAUGAAUUCAUCAUGCUUGUGGCCACAACUUUGUUCACUCUGAUGCCACUGCUCCUCAUUGUCAUCUCGUACUCAUUAAUCAUCUCCAGCAUUCUCAACAUUCGCUCUGCUGAAGGGAGAAGCAAGGCCUUCUCUACCUGCUCAGCUCACUUUACUGUGGUGAUAAUCUUCUAUGGGACCAUCCUUUUCAUGUACAUGAAACCCAAGUCUAAAGACAAACUCAAUGCGGAUGACUUGGACGCUACAGACAAACUCAUAUCCAUGUUCUACGGGGUGAUGACUCCCUUGAUGAAUCCUAUAAUCUACAGCCUCAGAAACAAAGACGUGAAAGAGGCCAUAAAAAAUCUGAAGGGAAGAUUCUUAGGCAAAUGAAUGUUAUCACAAGGCCCUACCCAUGGAGGAUGAGCUAAUCAAUGGCUUCUGUGAAAAGAAGAAUUCUUUUUCUUCAGCGAUGAGCCCUUUGGUCACGUUUCCCA
Molecule: messenger RNA, 1055 nt
Organism: Mastomys coucha (southern multimammate mouse)
Lineage: Eukaryota; Metazoa; Chordata; Mammalia; Rodentia; Muridae
Product: olfactory receptor 13C9-like
Exons: 3
Coding region: 1-951 (316 amino acids)
Biological process (GO): G protein-coupled receptor signaling pathway
Cellular component (GO): membrane
Molecular function (GO): G protein-coupled receptor activity; olfactory receptor activity
Source: RefSeq, a predicted model, not a curated record